AUGAACAACAGCCAGGUGAGCCUCGUUGCUUCGGAGGCAAGCAAUGAGGGCGCAAAUGGCUCGAACCAACCCGUGGAUGGUACAGGAGGAAAUAUCGGCAUCUCAUCUUCGGUUACUCAGCAUACCUCAGCUCCGACAAAUUUGUCGGGUUUGGUCUGCAAUGUGCACAGGACGACAGGUGAAGAGCCCCCGGGGUUGGUUGGCGCAACGACAACAAUACUGGGCGACAAGCUGUAUGUUUUUGGGGGCAGGGUACACUCUCGAACGAAACCACAGUUGUCCUCGGACCUCUACGAGCUUGAUCUCAUCCGCCGGCACUGGAUCAAGGUCGAUGCACUCGGAGAUGUACCUCCACCUCGCUACUUCCACAGUGUAUGUGCCCUCGGGGACUCGAAGCUGGUCUGCUACGGUGGCAUGUCACCUGCACCGCACAGCAGCAGGCCUGCGCAAACUGGCCAACCGGGCAAGCCAGAAGGCCAACCAGAGGUCGUGGUCAUGUCCGAUAUCCAUAUCUUUGAUGUACCUACGCGAAAAUGGACUCUAAUCCAGGCCCCUGAAAAUCCCCAAGGCCGUUACGCCCACUGUGCGGCGAUAUUGCCAUCGUCUGCUGUGUUCACAUCCGCCAAUGCUCCCUUCUCCGCCAUCCAGCAUAACCCGCCGUCUGCCGAUCCUCAUUCCGGUACGCUAGGAGUACAACUGGACGGAACUGGUGGCGCAGAAAUGGUUGUCGCCGGAGGCCAAGACAGCACGAACAGUUACAUUGAACAGUUUAGCGUCUUCAACCUGCGCAGUCUGAGGUGGACAGGCACGACAGCUUGGGACCGCAAAUGCGGAGCAUAUAAAAGCAUGGUUGCUCCCAUGACAGGACUAUCCGCGGAGCUGAUUGGUCGAGGGGUUCCGUUGAAUGAUCCACAAGCCCAAAGAGCCAGUUCGCGUCCCGGGACAUCGAUGCUGAUAUACUCCAAUUACAACUUCCUGGACGUCAAGCUGGAGCUGCAGGUUCGCUUACCAGACGGUUCAUUGAUGGAGAAGCCUGUAACUGGCACCGUGUCCCCGCCUGGGCUGCGCUUUCCCAAUGGCGGCAUCAUUGAUGGCCACUUUGUAGUCAGCGGGACAUACCUGACUUCGUCGAAACACGAGUACGCGCUGUGGGCGCUGGAUCUCAAAACUUUAACGUGGGCACGCAUUGACACGAAUGGCUUGAUCUUCUCCCAAGGGAGCUGGAACCGGGGUGUGCUGUGGAACCGAAGAAAUACGUUUGUUAUUCUUGGGAACCGGAAGCGAAGCCUGGUGGACGACUACAACCAUCGACGGAUCAAUUUCAGUCACGUUUGCAUGGUUGAGCUGGAAGCAUUUGGCCUUUAUGACAACCCUAGAAAGGUGGCUCCGACCUCGGGCUAUGUUUCGGUAUCUGCUCCCAACAUUCCUCCGUCGAUGCAAUCGAGUCUGCUGGGUCAAACCGCUGGCGGAAGACCAUACAAUAGCACCGCCGAACAACUCGGUCAGGCGGCUUUGAGUCUGCCAGAGCUCUCUGACAUGGAGAUUGUGGCAUUGGGCGGAGAAAAGAUUCCGUGCAACUCAUACAUCCUGUCUCGACGCUGGGGCCCGUUCUUUAAUCAGCUCCUGGCUGAGUCUGUGUCAACGCACGAGAAUGUCAGUAUAUCGGACGGGGCGACGUUGAAGCCAAGUAUGAGGUCGCAGGCCAGCCGCAACUCUACGCUGACGAUCACGCCAGCCGCAGCGAAUGGCCUGGCAGUGGCUACGGCAGGAAGUGAUGGCAUCCUGGAUCCCCAGAGAUCACUGAGUCGAUCCACGGCCAGAACACUGGUCGAGCUGCCGAACACCAUCAACAUCCCACCUUCAAGUCGACCGAGAUCCUUGUACCUGCCUCACAUGGCUCCCACGAUCCACCUGUUGCUACAUUUCCUCUACACAUCUUCGCUGCCACCGGUGGGAUCACCAUUGUGCACACCGCACACGCUGUGCUCUCUGUUGCAGAUGGCCAGACCCUACCAGGUCGACGGACUGCUGGAAGCCACAGUCGAACGUCUGCAUGAGGUGUUGGACGGGCGAAACUCUGCCGCCGUCUUCAAUGCGGCUGCGAUGGCUGCAGGAGGUGGCCGAGGCCUCCGGGGUGUUGCCGGCAGCAACCUGGUAGGCAUGAGUCGACGAGAGAGCGAAGCCACGACCAUUGCAGAAGCCACAGUGGGUCUCACGAACAAGACUGCGGGACUCAAGCUGGCGACAAACUACGAAGAGCCCAGCAAGAAAAGAGGGCAUGGAAAGUCGAGUUCAAUGGAUUCAGCAUCGACGGCCACUUCGGCGUCAACGUCGACUGACAUGUCCCGAACGGACACCGAGACGUCGGGGCAAGACGACAACGCCGAGCACACUGGACAUGGAGAGAGGGACUCGCAAGAAAUAUGGACGGGCGAUCUCAGCUCAGUGAUUGGGCUUCAGAAACGGGGUCUGCGAGGACUAAUGGAAGGGCGGCGAUUGAGAGAACGGGCAAAUACUGGAGGUACAGGCGGAGAAUAG
Molecule: messenger RNA, 2538 nt
Organism: Fonsecaea pedrosoi CBS 271.37
Lineage: Eukaryota; Fungi; Ascomycota; Eurotiomycetes; Chaetothyriales; Herpotrichiellaceae
Exons: 1
Coding region: 1-2538 (845 amino acids)
Biological process (GO): cell redox homeostasis
Cellular component (GO): cytosol; mitochondrion
Molecular function (GO): protein binding
Source: RefSeq, a predicted model, not a curated record